Messenger RNA from Dictyostelium purpureum, 286 nucleotides. RefSeq lists its product as uncharacterized. The transcript has 2 exons. The record is from RefSeq and is a predicted model, not a curated record. The coding region runs from base 106 to 273 and encodes 55 amino acids. Lineage: Eukaryota; Evosea; Eumycetozoa; Dictyosteliales; Dictyosteliaceae.
CCUGUUGUAUCAUUACAUUGUACCACCAUUAAAUUAUCUAUUUGUAUAUUAUCUCUUUAAACUUUAAUUUUAAUUUUUAUUACUGUAUUUUAAAUCUCUGUAAAAAUGUUAAUCGACGCUUUAACCAACUUAUCUGGCUUCAACAAAUCAUCAGGCAAAGGCUCAUCAAGCACCACUACUCGUAAAGCUGAUACCCUAUACCUUGCUACUUCUUCAACUAAUAAAACCACUGAAGAUCCAACCAAUUACCCACCACCAAGAUUCCCAUUAUAAAUUUAUUUUAUAA